AUUAAAUUAACGCGAGGAGAAGAACAGUGACGGGAAACUCGUAUUUCUGCACAGGCGCUGUCUUUGGACGCGCGUCAGUGAGGGGGUCCUGAGGCUUAAAUCGGGUGGUGGAGCAGAAAUAUUAGCGACAUCAUGGCGGCGUCCACGCGAGCGCAGGUGAUUUCUCUGUACAGGAGGAUGCUGGCAGAGAGCAAGAAGUUCCCCUCCUACAACUUCAGGACCUAUGCACUGCGGCGGGUGCGUGAUGCCUUCAGGGACAACGGGAAAGUAGAGGAUCCAAAAACUAUAGCGAGACUGAUGGCGGAGGGACAGGAGACACUGGCACUGAUCCAGAGACAGGUCGCCAUCGGGAAGAUGUACGAGUCCCAGAAGCUCGUGGUGGAGGAGUAACACUCUGCUGUGGAGGUGUGUACAGGAGGGAGCGCCGUCCCAGCAAACAGGAUGUGACAUCAUCAUCACCACCAAACAAACCAACCUGCUUCCCCUCCGACCCGAACACUGUUGUUACUCCCAGUCCCCGGGUGGAGGUGUGAAAUGCAUUGUGGGAGAUGUAGGACAGAGUAACGCUGCGAAGUAGCUGAAGUUUCUUUUGAGUUUAGACUUUAAAAUGUUUUAUUGUUUGUGAUUUCAUUGAUGCAACAAUCAGAUUGAGCUGUUUCUGAUCAUCAUGGAUCUGGAUUUUCUACGUCAGCUUCCACUUUCUGAGUCAGCGUUAUGAGUUGUGACCCCGUUAAAAUAACAUUUUCUCCUAUAAUCGAUUCAUUUGUUGGUCUAUAAUGUAUCGGAUAAAGGUGGCAAAUGUCUUGUAACCCAGAGAGAGUUAACGAUCAAAUUUGAGAAGCAUUUAAAGUUACGUUCCAGUUUAUAGAUUAUUGUUUGAGCCUUAUUAUGUGGAAAUGAAUAAAAUUAUAUCACAUUA
Molecule: messenger RNA, 919 nt
Organism: Micropterus salmoides (largemouth bass)
Lineage: Eukaryota; Metazoa; Chordata; Actinopteri; Centrarchiformes; Centrarchidae
Gene: lyrm4b
Product: LYR motif-containing protein 4A
Exons: 3
Coding region: 133-390 (85 amino acids)
Biological process (GO): iron-sulfur cluster assembly
Cellular component (GO): L-cysteine desulfurase complex; mitochondrion
Source: RefSeq, a predicted model, not a curated record